Arachis duranensis is the source of this 1856-nucleotide messenger RNA. Its product is annotated as O-fucosyltransferase 23-like. NCBI's taxonomy places the organism in Eukaryota, Viridiplantae, Streptophyta, Magnoliopsida, Fabales, Fabaceae. The record is from RefSeq and is a predicted model, not a curated record. The transcript has a single exon. Bases 377 to 1636 code for a protein of 419 amino acids. Gene Ontology annotation, biological process: pollen-pistil interaction.
CUAGUUUGUUAAAUAUCCAAUUUGUUUUAUUGGUGUGACUCAAACUAAUACCUUAUUCUGAGUUGUUAUGUGUCUGCUGAGUUUUUCGUUAUAGAGGUGGGGUUUUGUGAUGGUGAUACUGAUGUUGAUGAUGAUGAUGAUGAUGUGAUUGUUGUUUUUGCCGAGAUUCACGUGGAUGUCACUGUCAACAUCAUCGCCUCUAUUCUCAAAUCUGAAUUCUUUUCCGCCUUUGGUUCAAGAUACAUAGCUCUUGUUUCCUUUUCUUCCUUUCCUCUGUUUCUCUUCUUUUUCAAUUCUAAUACUAAUAACAUGCAAGGUUUAAUUGAUCUCUUGUAAGUGAUACUUUUUUUGUUGUCUCGAAUUCAAACAAAAAUUGAUGCAUUGGAUGGAAAGGUUUAACUUUAAGAUAUCAUCAAAUUCCAUAGGCUUGAAAUGUGUGUUUGUGCUUGUUGCUGUUUUGAUUCUUAGAGCAUUGUUGCUUCCUUCAAUCCCUGGCUUAGUUGGCAGGGCUGAAUGGGGCAACAUUGUUUAUAUUCGCAAUGAUUCACAGUCUGGAAUCGCAGUUAGGCAAGACAAUAAGUUCUUGGAGGUUCCUCAGAUUGUGUGGGGACUAAACAACCAGAAGAUUGCAUUUGCAAGGGCUUGUCUCACUGCUCGAAUGCUCAACCGAACUCUCUUAAUGCCUAGCCUUAGUGCCUCUCUGUUUUACAAAGAGAUUGAUCUCUUGCAACCCAUUUCAUUUGACAAGGUUUUCCAAUUUCAAAAGUUUAAUGAACUUUGCAAUGGCUUUGUCCGGUUGGGGAGAUACUCGGAUCUCUCGAAUCCAACACAAGUUCUUGAAUUGCAGAAAGGGAAUGGUAGAAAGUGGACACUGGAGAGGGAUUUGGAACAAUUGAGAGAGCAUAGCAAAGGGAAAUUCGAUAACUAUCAAGUGAUUCGAAUAAUUGGGAAGAAUCCAUUCCUAUGGCACGAUCACUGGCCGGUGAGGGACUAUGCUAAGGUUUUUGAGUGCUUGGUUUUGGUGGAUGAGUUUACUAAUGAAGCAGAUAGAGUUGUGUCUAGGAUUAGAGCAGUUUCAUUGCAGCCUCUACCAUAUGUUGCUGUCCACAUGAGAGUAGAAAUUGAUUGGAUGAUUCAUUGUAAGAAAUUGGAACAGAGGCUAAACACAAAUCAAAUUUGUAGCAGCAAGGAUGAAAUCAUUCAAAGAGUUGCUAACAUUGAAGGUUUGAAGACUCCGGCCGUUGUUUACCUCGCCGUAGCCGAUAAACUCCUUCGAAAUUCUUCGGUGUUGGAAGGUUGGGGAGAAGGAUUUCUACCGUUUGAGAAAAAGAAACUUGGUGUGGAAGGAAUUUAUAGCAAAUAUCCAUAUCUGAUCCAAUCUGCAAUUGACUAUGAAGUUUGUUUGAGGGCUGAUAUCUUUGUUGGGAACAGUUUCUCUACAUUUUCAAGUCUCAUAGUUCUUGAGAGAACUCAGAAGAUGAUCAAAAAGGGUGAAAGUGGAACCAACAACAUAACAUGGCCUUCAUAUGCAUAUAACAUAAAAGGAGAAUCAAAUGGCCCCAAGAGAUGGAUCACAAACAUGUCUGAUUUAAACCUUCAAGCAAUUAGCUAUGGCACUACUCACAUAUCUUCUUGACAAUUCCUUUCUUUCUAUUCUUAAUUUCUCUUUAGCAUGUCUUCUGUUUGUUUAUUAACUUGUUAAUGUUUUGUGUAUAAUUUCUUGUAUAAAAGUUUCUAAUGAUUUUUGUGUGAAGUGAAGUGGGGUAGAGGGCCAUGCUUCACUUUCAAGUAACUAUAGACGUGUAUCUCAUGACCAAACGCUCUUUUAGUUAAUGUCAACUUCUUGAUGUUGCCAA